Oxyura jamaicensis (ruddy duck) is the source of this 1635-nucleotide messenger RNA. It is a transcript of the gene UCHL3, whose product is annotated as ubiquitin C-terminal hydrolase L3. Gene Ontology annotation, molecular function: cysteine-type deubiquitinase activity. Gene Ontology annotation, biological process: protein deubiquitination; ubiquitin-dependent protein catabolic process. Gene Ontology annotation, cellular component: cytoplasm. The record is from RefSeq and is a predicted model, not a curated record. Lineage: Eukaryota; Metazoa; Chordata; Aves; Anseriformes; Anatidae. Bases 114 to 1016 code for a protein of 300 amino acids. The transcript has 10 exons.
GCUUUCCCCUGCGGGUCCCCCCGGAGCCGCCCGUCCCGGUGGCGCGGUCCCGGGUGCGGGCUGAGCGCGGCGGCGUGAGGCGCUGUCAGCCGCCAGGGGCUGUGCCCGCCGCCAUGGAGCCGCAGCGCUGGCUGCCCCUCGAGGCCAACCCCGACGUCACGAAUCAGUUUCUCAAGCAAUUAGGUAUACAUCCUGACUGGCAAUUUGUAGAUGUCUAUGGCAUGGAACCAGAACUGCUUAGCAUGGUGCCAAGACCUGUAUGUGCAGUGCUACUUCUCUUUCCAAUAACAGAAAAGUAUGAAACCUUCAGAACAGAAGAAGAAGAGAGAAUAAAAGCUAAGGGGCAAGAUGUCAAAUCAUCAGUGUAUUUCAUGAAGCAGACUAUCAACAAUGCUUGUGGAACAAUUGGGUUAAUUCAUGCCAUUGCAAACAACAGAGAUAAAAUGAACUUCGAAACUAAUUCAUCACUGAAAAAGUUCCUAGAAGAUUCAUUAUCUAUGACUCCUGAAGAAAGGGCCAAAUAUCUAGAAACUUAUGAAGCUAUUCGUGUCACUCAUGAAUCCAGUGCCCACGAAGGUCAGACCGAGUCGUCAUCGUCCUCGCUGUCUUCACCACCAUCUUCAUCGCAGCCUCAGGUUAGCCACAGCAGAACGAAGGCUUCACCAUUGUGUCACUCUGCAUCCCUCUCCUGGGCUAAACGUAAUCAUGUAGGUCCUGCAAAAGCUACCAGUCCGUCAAUCCGUCUUCGUCGUUGGCGGCCCUUGAUACGCCUUCCAUCUGUUGGGCUUCAUUCUGUUGCACCAAGUAUAGAUGAAAAAGUAGAUCUUCACUUUAUUGCAUUAGUUAACGUAGGUGGUCAUCUCUAUGAAUUGGAUGGACGCAAGCCAUUUCCAAUAAACCAUGGGGAAACUAGUGAUGAUUCUUUCCUAGAGGAUGCAAUAGAAGUUUGCAAGAAAUUCAUGGAACGUGACCCAGAAGAACUAAGAUUUAAUGCAAUCGCACUAUCUGCAGCUUAAAACUUUUCCAGUUGGGCUAAUCCACUGCAGUGUAUUGUAACAAUAAAACCGUUGCCAUAUGUUAAUAGUACAAAUUUUGAUACUUCCCUAACAUCUUGAUUAAUUGUAGUAUACGUGGAAUAAACUUUGCAUUUGUCCUUGCCAUAUCUUAGUGCUUGUUCCUGAAGCAACUUGGUGUAUUUAUAUACACGCAUGCAUUUUGUGCAAAACUUGUGUGUGGUGGAGUCUUCUCCUUCCACCCCCUUAAAAGUUUUGGGAAUUACUACCUGUGAUACUUCAUCGUAAUAACGACGAGCUAGCUGAAAGCAGGACUAUCGUUCAUAUCAUUUGCAUAUAACAUUUGAGUGGAGUUGGUGAUAAUGGGCAAAAACUUGAAAUACAAGGUUAUCUGCAUCUUUUAAUGAAAUGAUACAAGAAUAUUAUAAGAACUUUUGCAGGUGACUCAAGACAAUUUUCACUGAAUUAUUUAUAAAUAAAUAUAUGGAAGAAAAAAAGCCGGAAGAAUGACUGUUUCUUCGUACUAAUAUUUUACAUUUCUUACCUUUACAUUUUGAAUAAAAAUUAAUUUUGUUUUUCAAGCCUAAUAAUGUUAAUAAAUUAUCAAAAAGAUGUAGUUAAA